GGAGGCUCUGCUUGUUGAGUAGAGCUCCCCACACACAGCUCAAACAAAGGACAACUCAGAGGAGACUCUUGAGCAAACGAAGUGACCAUGGACCUGAUACCAGCCUUCUCCAUGGAGACCUGGGUCCUCCUGGCCACCAGCCUGGUGCUGCUCUAUCUGAAGAUGUGCUUGUUCUUCCUGCAGUCCAUGGUCCGGUCAGUACUCCUCACCAAGACCACCGUUCAAAGGCACCGCGCCUUCUUCAGUGGUGUGUGGGAUUUUGACCUGAAAUGUUCUAAAAAGUUUGGAAAAUUAUGGGGGUUUUACGACGGUCAGCAGCCUGUGAUAGCCAUCACAGACCCAGCCAUGAUCAAGACCAUAAUGGUGAAGGAGUGUUAUUCCGUCUUCACAAACCGGAGGCCUUUUGGUCCCGUGGGAUUCAUGAAGUCUGCCAUUUCUGUGGCCGAGGAUGAUGAGUGGAAGAGAAUGAGAACGUUAUUAUCCCCAACUUUCACCAGUGGAAAGCUCAAGGAGAUGUUCCCCAUCAUAGGCCAGUAUGGAGACAUGUUGGUGAAGCAUCUGAGAGAGGAGGCAGAGAGGGGCAAGCCUGUUCCAUUGAAAAGCAUCUUUGGGGCCUACAGCAUGGACGUCAUCACCAGCACAUCCUUCGGCGUGAACAUCGACUCCCUCAACAACCCAGAGGAUGCCUUUGUGCAAAAAGUCAGGAAGCUCAUAAAAUUUGAUUUCUUGGAUCCAAUGCUUCUCUCAAUAAUAAUCUUUCCAUUCCUUACUCCCAUUUUUGAGGCAUUAAAUAUUUCUAUGUUCCCGAAAGAUGUUACUGAUUUUUUCAAAAAAUCUGUACAGAAAAUGAAAGAACGCCGCCUGGGGGAUCGUCAAAAGCACCGAGUGGACUUCCUUCAGCUGAUGAUCGACUCCCAGAAUUCCAAAGGAGCCUCCGCCCAUAAAGCGUUGACAGACCUGGAGCUCGUGGCUCAAUCAAUCAUCUUUAUUUUCGCGGGCUACGAGACCACCAGUACUGCCCUCUCCUUCGUCAUGUACUUAUUGGCCACCCACCCCGACUGUCAGCAGAAACUGCAGCAGGAGAUCGACGAGGCUCUGCCCAGUAAGGCGCCCCCCAAUUACGACGUUGUGAAUCAGAUGGAGUAUCUUGACAUGGUGGUGAAUGAAACCCUGAGACUGUACCCGAUCGCUGGCAGAAUUGAGAGGGUCUGCAAGAAGGAUGUGGAAGUGUGUGGACUGAUGAUUCCUAAGGGGACAGUGGUGAUGGUGCCAUCUUUUGCUCUUCAGCGAGACCCAGAAUACUGGCCUGAGCCCGAGAAGUUCCUCCCUGAAAGGUUCAGUAAGGAGAACAAGGACAACAUUGACCCUUACUUGUACCUGCCCUUUGGAACUGGCCCCCGAAAUUGCAUCGGCAUGAGGUUCGCUCUCAUGAACAUGAAGCUUGCUAUCAUCAGAAUUCUUCAGGAGUUCUCCGUCAAACCUUGUAAAGAAACACAGAUCCCCUUAAAAAUAGGCAAGGAUGCACUUCUAACACCGGAAGUGCCCGUUGUUGUGAAGUUUGAGUCAAGAGAUGGAACUGUAAGCGGUGCCUGAGAUCUUCAUCUUCAUUCUCACGGAAGCAGCUUCCCAGCGAUGACAGACCUUCCCGGACUCCGUGAAUCUCCCCAGAAAGGAAGACGGCAGAAUCAGCUGCACUUGAUUACCACCAUCAGGGAUUCCAUAAACGCAUUUAGCUUUCUUAGUGUCCACACAAAAUAGCACAUAAAGUAUAAUAUGUAAUAUUAAAAUGGAGAUUAAACUGGCACCAGAUGUCAAAAUUCA
Messenger RNA from Echinops telfairi (small Madagascar hedgehog), 1821 nucleotides. Its product is annotated as cytochrome P450 3A4-like. The record is from RefSeq and is a predicted model, not a curated record. Lineage: Eukaryota; Metazoa; Chordata; Mammalia; Afrosoricida; Tenrecidae. Gene Ontology annotation, biological process: steroid metabolic process; oxidative demethylation. Gene Ontology annotation, molecular function: heme binding; iron ion binding; testosterone 6-beta-hydroxylase activity. The transcript is spliced from 13 exons. The coding region runs from base 88 to 1593 and encodes 501 amino acids.